Molecule: messenger RNA, 831 nt
Organism: Chara braunii
Lineage: Eukaryota; Viridiplantae; Streptophyta; Charophyceae; Charales; Characeae
Source: the annotation of a GenBank genome assembly
ACCUGGGCAGCCUCCACCAUCUCAGCACGUGCACACAUUGCAGGCGUCGAGAGCAGCCUCCUCAUCGGCUGUACAGAGAUGUACGGGGAUGCGGUCAUCUUCGACGAGUCACACCCUUGCGAGUAGUCCGUUAKGCAUGCCCUCGCUUCCUGCACAGUGACUAGGUGCUAUCAUGGAUAAUGUAAAGACAAGUCGUGCCGGCAGGAAGAGAAAACUGAGCGAGGAUGACGGUGCCACAACUCCUGUUACCAAAAAGAAGGUGGGUGGCACCGGCAGACCUCGUGGUCGCCCACCAGGAAAAGGCAAGGGCGCAGGGCAGAGCGCUUUAGGUGAUGUGAGGUUCACCCCUUCUCACGUGUCGCAAGCAGUGGGUCCACAAGGGGGCGCUGCUCAUGGUGUACGUACCCGUUCUCGAGCCGCCGGAGACAGCACAUCGAAACACUCUUCCCGCAUCGUAGACGAUGAUCCUGAUGAGGACAAUGAUGCACUUUCAUCAGAUGGUAUGUCCGGCAGUGAUUAUGAAGAGGAGACACGUCUGAGGGGUGUAGAUGAGGACGUCUCUGAUGACACCUCAGAGAGCGCAGAUGACACCGCAGAGUAGCGGGACGAGGGUCGCUGAUGAUGAAUGGAUGUGAGUGUGUGCGCUGUCUUUGGGGUAGGUCUGGUGUGAUGGAUGCUAGUGCUCGUCUGAUUGCUUGACAGUUGUCUGGUGCUUUGCUGCGAGGGUGGUGGGAAGAGACAGACAGAGAGAUGACUGGGAGAUGCAUUACGUUGUUGUAACCUGUGUCGUGCAUUUGGUUAUGAAUCUCUGAAUCAAACUUUGUGUACUUU